Molecule: messenger RNA, 702 nt
Organism: Soboliphyme baturini
Lineage: Eukaryota; Metazoa; Nematoda; Enoplea; Dioctophymatida; Soboliphymatidae
Source: the annotation of a GenBank genome assembly
AUGAUCAUCCGCCCAUGCAUUCUACUUAAAAACAGCUUCAAGGGAAGACGACGCACAAGCGAAACUGUCGGGUUGAGUUCGGCUGGAUCUGACGCCACCUGGUGCAGAUCGACGGUGGCCACUGGAAGGCAAAAUGAAGCGGCCACCAAAGCGACCGUCGACGAAGGUCGUUUGAGCGACGACGACGGCAGCAGCGGCAGCGGCCUCAUCACCCCUCGGCCUGUUGCUCGGCGCUCCGUCAUCGUCGUCCGUCCGCCCGCCCAUCCGUCCUCUCUCUCUCCUCCUGCUCCUUCCUCUCCUCCUCCGUCGGCCAGCCGGAAUCGCUGCGAAGUCGCACUACGAAGCUACUCAGACUCACUGUCGCUCAUCGAGCCGGUCGACUUGAAGCAAACAGCGGCCGCCGCCGCCAAAGUCGUCGUUCAACAACGUCUGUCUGUUUGUCUGCAUGACAGAAAAGUAACGGAAGGACUGCCCCUUCGCGAACUUGCCUCAUCACCGAUACGUUCCGUCGGCUCGUCUGUUCAUUCGUCCGUCAUUCGUCCGUGUUCCUCCCGCUACGUUCCGUGCGUUGUCCCGCCGUCCCGUCCCGUCCGUCCCGUUUCGCGAGUGAACGCGCGCGUGAAUUUUCCUGACAGCACAACGGACGUGGACCGGACCGGACCGGACAGACGGAAGUGGACCGACCUCCUCAGUCGUCUGUGA